GCGGGCGCCAUAGUGAACGCCUAGACUGCGGCUCUUCAUCCUCGACACUCUCACCGCACUGUUUGAAGACUCUCACAACAGGCUCGGCGGAGACACGCCCGGUAUCUUGUUCGCUUCUCCUCACCGGCUCCUUGUUGGCCAUGGUGGCUCUUCGUGGUGUUCGCUGCGGCUGUUUGCUGCUGGCGUUGCUGUUUCCUCUGCAAGUUCUGUCUCAGGACCUGGACCUGGCAGACGCUCUGGGGGGUGGCCUUCUAAAAACCACUACUGCAAAGCCAGCAGCUACCAAGGCUCCUAUCAAGCCCAAACCUAAACCAGUUGGUGAUGGCUUCGACCUGUCUGAUGCCUUGGACCCCAACAAUGACAUUGGUAACAGAGACAAGAACAAGGGAAAGAGUGGAGAAGGAUUUUCCGACAGCGACCUAGUUGACGUCAGCAAAGACGACAAUUACAAACCCGACAAAGGCAAAGGCGGACGACCAGGCGAACGUAAUCAUAUUAAUCAAUAUGAAGACAACAACGAGACCACAGCAGAAGUGGGCACCAUCGCAGGCAUUGCUAGUGCCGUCGUCAUGGCGCUGGUGGGCGCGGUCACCAGCUACAUCUCCUACCAGAAGAAGAAGUUGUGCUUCGGCAUACAGCAGAGCCUGAAUGCGGGGAUGAUAAAGGCUGACAAUCCGGAUUGUGUGAUGGCAUCUGAACCACAAGUCCAACAAACGCUUCUGCAGCAAGCCAGUGCUGAACCUCGCAUAGAGGAGAAUGUUGUGUAGCGCACACACACACGCACACAGGGGUCAUAUAGCAGUGCACUGUGUUGCUGAAUUGACAACAUUGAAGUAGCUAACAUUGUUUGAAUUUUAAUUUAUAUGCACCAUUGCAUUUUUAAAGGUGAUGAUCCAUAUUCAGGAAUUUUGACUAUUUGGCAUUGAAACAAUUAUUUCUUACUUGAACCAGUUUGAAUAACUCUUACAGCGCUUCACUUUUUCCACAUUUUAUGGUACAACCUUAUUUCAGAACUGGAUGAAUUAAUUUGAGUCCUUAAAAAUUCUACACACAAUACCCCAUAAUGACAAUGUGAAGUGUUUUUUUUUAAAUUGCAAAUGUAUUAAAAAAAAACAACAACUUAGAUUUAUAUCGCGCUUUUCUAAACACUCAAAGCGCUCACAGAGAAGUGGGACUCAACAUUCAUUCACACGUGGUGGUGGUAAGGUACAUCAGUAGCUACAGCUGCCCUGGGGUAGACUGACCGAAGCAUGGCUGCCAAUUUGCGCCUACGGCCCCUCCGACCACCACCUAUCAUUCAUUCAUCAUUCAUUCACCAGUGUGAGCGGCACCGGGGGCAAAAGGUGAAGUGUCCUGCCCAAAGACACAACGGCAGCAAUUUUUUGGAUGUCAAUAGGUGGGAAGCAAACCUGCAACCCUCAGGUUUCUGGCCGCCCGCUCUACCCAUUACGCCAUGCCGCCCCGCAUUAAACAUAAAUCACUGCCUUUAGCAAUGUACAGACACAUCCUGGAAAACUAACACUUCUCAUCCAACCUGAUGGAGCUUGAAAGGUGCUGCAUAGACUAAUGGUUGAAACCGCCCUAUGAUAGGAGUGCCAAACUUGUGGUAUCUCAUUCAAAAAGACUUAGAGUAUUGAGCAAAGGAUGUGAAAACUUAUUGUUUUUUUUUUUUUUAUAAAUUUGCAGUUUAAAAAGAAAAAAAUACAUUCUCACAUUGUCAUUAUAGGGUAUUGUGUGCAGAAGUUUGAGGACAAAAACGUAUUGAGUCCAUUUUUUAUAGAGACGGUAACAUAAAACGAAAAAGUGAAGCACUGUGAAUACUUUCCGGAUGCAUUCUAACAACUGGCUAAUAUUUCACCAGAACAACAAUGUGUAUCAUUGUCAUUAUACGAGACUAAUGUUAUUAAGGUGUCCUCUUUCCUGUAAAAUGUGACAAUUCUUUAUUUAUUUUUGUUGUUGCAAACAGUGGUUGUGUAAUAUUUGCAUUUAUUUUUUUUUUUCUCAAACCAUUAACCAUUGGAGCUGCUUCCUCUAAAAUGUAAAUAAUGUUUUUUACUUUUGCCUGCCAAGCUUCUCACAGCGAUGGCAUCAUGAAGGAAGCGUGUAGAAGUUUGGAUGAGUAUUGGUUGUUUUCCCUGUGAGGUUAGAUAGAGAUUGCAAAGUUCAAACGUGGUUUAGCUUGAUGGAAUAGAAUGUACUUUGACUGUUACCGCAGUAGCUCUAGCAUUGUGAUACAACAAUGGCUGUGUCUCAAAUGGACACGAAGUAUUCUGUGUACUCCUUGCUAUACAGUGUAUCUCAUUUAUUUACCUGCUUUCUUUAUUUUUUUAAUCUACUCAAGUUGGCCCGAUUGUAGCUGAGAUAGGCGCCAGCGCCCCCCGUGACCCCGAAAGGGAAUAAGCGGUAGAAAAUGGAUGGAUGGAAGUUGGUCCCUCCCCUUUUGUGACGUGGCCAAUUGGCAAUGACUGAGGGUGGUCAGUGUCCAUUACUGCGCAGACAUUUCAUUGAGUGUAACAUCCGGGUACUGAAAGUGUUGACUUAUGCACUCAAAAUGCUAAGUGUAAGCACAAAAGUGUGGAGUUUGUGACACAGCCAGUGUUAAGCCUUUAGCUUUGUCUUUUUUACCUUUUGCUAAAAUCGCUUUUUGAAAUCUCAUUCACCGUUUAUCUGCUUUCAUAGAGCUCUGAUAGAAUAAUUAUCAUGAUAAUCACAAUUCAUCUUAGUGUCUGCAUCUUCCUCUCAUCUUGCUGCAAAUUUGGAUUUGACCAAAGAUAGCCGACUAAAAGUGACUUUUAUUAACAUGUGCUUGCACACGAAUGUAACAAAAUGAUUGAUUUGGAGUGAAAGUGUAGUGUUAUUGCUUUUCCGACCUUACAAAUAAUGUCUCUCACUACAUAGGUGCGCUCAUUUAUUAAAUCACUAAAGUCAACACACUUUUAUCGCAUUUCCUACGCAUACACCUAACUAAUUUUUCUGUGUGAAUUUGACAUCAUGUACAUAUCAAUUUGCACAACAAAAUGUUAAAGGUUUUCAUCAUUUUGUGUCUGUUUUCUCGCUAUAUUACAACAUAUGUUAACCCCCUGUUAGCAGAAUACACUAGUACACUUAAUAAAACAUUUGUGAAAGACUGA
This is a messenger RNA of Nerophis ophidion (straightnose pipefish), 3131 nucleotides long. It is a transcript of the gene cd99l2, whose product is annotated as CD99 molecule-like 2. The coding region runs from base 141 to 767 and encodes 208 amino acids. The record is from RefSeq and is a predicted model, not a curated record. NCBI's taxonomy places the organism in Eukaryota, Metazoa, Chordata, Actinopteri, Syngnathiformes, Syngnathidae. The transcript has 10 exons.